AUGAUCCACGCCAAACGCUCCACGGGUGGCAGCCAGGCCCGGUGCCUCCUGGGUGCCCUGAUUGUCGCCUCGCUCCCGCUCGCCGUCUACCCAACAGCGCCACUUCAUGCCGCCGUGAUUGAUGCUGGCUCAACUGGAAACCGCCUUCAUCUGUUCAAAUGGACACCUACUUCGCACGGCUUGCCCGUGGUUGAGGAUCUCGCCAGCUCAGCCACAGACUGCAGCAACCAUCAACCGCUUGCGCAGGCGACAAGCCUGUCAGCCGUGAAUGACGCCCUGCAGGGGUUGCUGACCUGCGCCGCAAGCCUCGACAAGAAUCUAGAUCUCGCUGUCGUUCCUCUGACGCUUAUGGCAACAGCUGGCAUGCGAGUUCUCCCCUACCGCACACAGGAGCAAGUCAUGACCUGGGCCAGUGCGGUUCUAUCCCGCGGCACUUUCCUUUUCGAUCCCUCCCGAGUUCAGGUCAUUCCUGGCUCACAGGAGGCCUACUUUGGCUGGGUGAGCGCCAACUAUCUCGCCCACGGAUUUCAAAUCACAGAUCCCGCCCAAACGCUAGGCAUGAUUGACAUGGGCGGCUCGAGCCUGGAGAUUGCAUACGCCGUGCCUACAUCUGUUGCGGGGCAAAUAAAAGGCCAGCCCAUCACGCAAUUCGCCUUUCCAGGCUCAACUCUGCACGUCUUUGCGACGAGCUUUGCCGAGUAUGGCAGUGAUGCCUUCAACCAGCAUCGUGUGACUGCGGCGGGGCUUUGCAAUGCCAGCCCACCGACACCUGACCCGUGUCUGCUUGUCAACGCCAUGGACACUAGCGUCGCCACGUGUGAACUGCAUGGGGCUGCGUCUUAUGACCAAUGCCGUGCUUCGGUCGAUUCAAACCUUCAUACGGACUGUCCAACCUUGAGCGCAGCCGAAACGUGCUCGCUCGACAAUACACCCAUUCCCGCCAUUCCAAGCAACCUGCCUUUUGAGCUACACGCCAGCUAUUAUUGGGCCUUUACAGACUUGGAUAUCACCAGCGUGACCACCGAUGCCAUGACAACCGCUGCUCAGGAUGUUUGCAACAAGAACGUGGCACAAGUUUUGGCAAAGUAUCCCCAUUUGGACGCCCCAAAUGCCAACUGGACCUGCGAGCAUCUGCUCGAAGAACUGCUGGUAUUGGAGCACGGUUUUGAUUUGAGUCAACACGCUUUGAACACCAGCCAAGCGGGCUGGGCCAUCGGGGCCGCGCUGGUUUCGUUUGUCCUCCCUUCGUCUGAUCGCGUGGAUCAUACAUGUGCCAAGCACAAGUAUGACGGCGGGCAUGUCGCAGCCAUUGCCAUCGCCUGUCUCAGCAUUGGGCUCUUGCUGAGCGUGUUUGGCACGUGGUAUUUUCUGAGCAAACAUCGCCAGCAAUACAAGAUCGAGGUCCAGCUGCAGCCAGACCGCAACGGCGAUUAUAUCCAGCUAUCAGAGGAAUAA
Molecule: messenger RNA, 1455 nt
Organism: Monosiga brevicollis MX1
Lineage: Eukaryota; Choanoflagellata; Craspedida; Salpingoecidae
Exons: 10
Coding region: 1-1455 (484 amino acids)
Biological process (GO): nucleoside diphosphate catabolic process
Cellular component (GO): membrane
Molecular function (GO): UDP phosphatase activity; GDP phosphatase activity
Source: RefSeq, a predicted model, not a curated record